Messenger RNA from Prunus armeniaca (apricot), 459 nucleotides. The record is from the annotation of a GenBank genome assembly. NCBI's taxonomy places the organism in Eukaryota, Viridiplantae, Streptophyta, Magnoliopsida, Rosales, Rosaceae.
AUGUCGGAAGAGAAGGGUCUCAAGAUACAUGCAAUUGCUCAGUUGUUCAGGUAUGCAACGAAGGGGAUAGGGAGUGGUUUGUUUGGAAAUAUGACCGUAGGUGAUUCUUGGAUUCAGAGUUGCAAGUGCCAACAAGCUGAAAGUAUAAGUGGGGCAACUACAGAAGAUGAGAAUGGGACAUGGUUUGCGGAUAGUGCAAAGAAAUUGAACACAAUCAACAACAUGGUGAAUGCGCCGAAUGCUUUGGAAUUUCAAGAUGUUCAGCAGUUGAAACAGGAAAAGGAGGGCUUGUCACCUAAUGGAACAAAUGGAACAGUUAGAUAUGCCUUACACAAGAUUAGUGUUGAUUCGCUCGAGGAUGGAGCGUGGGAUCGACUACGUGAAUCUAUAUGGUUUAUUAUUGCGGAAGUCCUGUUGGAACCAUUGCUGCAAAGGAUCCUACCAGUUUCAAUGUGUUAA